Molecule: messenger RNA, 1500 nt
Organism: Ascochyta rabiei
Lineage: Eukaryota; Fungi; Ascomycota; Dothideomycetes; Pleosporales; Didymellaceae
Exons: 1
Coding region: 1-1500 (499 amino acids)
Biological process (GO): monoatomic cation transport; transmembrane transport
Cellular component (GO): membrane
Molecular function (GO): monoatomic cation transmembrane transporter activity
Source: RefSeq, a predicted model, not a curated record
AUGUCGUCAGAACCAGAUCUCCACCACGCCAUCUCGAUGAAACCACACCCCUUCCACAAACAUCCUGAUCGUGUAGAGCGCACAGCGAGCCCCCACAUACACGCUCCCGCUCUGCCGCAACAAGCCAGCGCGUCUGAAGCUGCAGUCCACAAGUUCAACGGUAACAGCACAGCCGUCGAAACCGCCUCUACCUACGAACACGACCCUGUCGCACGCCCCAGCCAUGUCUUGAACCGCGCCGACAGCUCUAGUGAUGUAGAAUCACAGUCGCUUCCGCAAUACACGCCAGACAACGACCCGUACCAUCUCUCCUCUGCAAUCAAGCCCGAGGAUGAGCUCGCUCAGAUCCGCGCCAACAGCUCGCGGAAGCGAGAUGGUUGCGGCCCCAUCAGUCUGAACAAGAAGGCACGCAGUGCAAAGAAGCUUGAAGAGUUCUACGAAGCACAAAACGAGAACAUUGAGCGGCUGUUGAAGCCCGUCGACGACCACCGGCGCGCAGCAAAAGAGGAGGGCGACGCCAACCACCUCAAGUAUAAGAUUGCCGUCAUUGGAUCCUUCGUAGCAAACGUCAUCCUUGCGUGUCUUCAGCUCUAUGCCGCCAUCAGCUCCAAGUCGCUGUCGCUGUUCACUACCAUGGCGGAUUCGCUCUUCGACCCUCUCUCCAACCUGACCCUCAUCAUGUGCGCCCGAGCCGUGUCGCGUGUGGAUGCGCGCAAGUUUCCAUCAGGCAAAGCACGCAUCGAGACUGCCGGUAACCUCUCCUUCUGUGCGCUCAUGAUCACCGUCUCGGUCGUCAUCAUCGUGGAAUCCAUCCGCACCGUCGCCGAACACACCGGACCAGACACCAACGACUUCUACCUGCCAUCUGUCAUUGCCGUUGCCAUUGCUUUCGCGACCAAAUUCAGCCUGUUCCUAUACUGCUGGGCUAUCCGCAACAAGUACAGUCAAGUCCGGAUCUUGUGGGAAGACCACAGAAACGACCUGUUCAUCAAUGGUUUCGGCAUCCUAACGAGCGUCGGUGGUGCUAAGCUGAGGUGGUGGAUCGACCCCAUGGGAGCUCUGCUCUUGUCUGUCCUGAUCAUCUUCUUGUGGUCCAGGACCGCGUAUAGCGAGUUCCAGUUGCUGAUUGGGGUCACGGCCGAUCCUAAUAUGCUGCAGCACAUCACCUACAUCUGUGAGUCGCCCUUCCUCCCAUCGCCUCCAAUCAUCGUACCCUCACCAUUUCAUUGCACAAACCAGACCACUAAUACCGCCCUAGCGAUGACACACUCCCCCGCCAUUCGUCAAAUCGACACCGUGCGCGCAUACCACUCCGGCCCCCGUCUCAUUGUCGAGGUUGAUGUUGUCAUGGAUCCUGAGUCUAGUCUAAGGGCUACGCAUGAUAUCGCGGAAGAGUUGCAGAUUAAGCUGGAGAGUCUGCCAGACGUCGAGAGGGCAUACGUGCACGUGGAUUACGAAACAGAUCAUAGACCUGAGCACUUUUUGAAAAAGGAGCUGUAG